AUACGUAGAUUUACGAAAUCACCGACGUCCAAGUUACUACCAGACAAGCAGUUCCCCGAUCUCGCUCAAGCCAGAAACCUUGUCAAUCCGGGAGGCCGAAGUCCACCUUUAGGAAGGAAGCCAUCGGCAGUCUCACGCUCGCAGACCGUCUCUCUCUCUAUCUCUCUCGAAGAGACAAUAUACAUCCCUCAUAUAUUAAACAGCAAGCAAAACAAGUAAAACAAAGGCAAAGCAAUGUUCCCAACUACCCUUUCCAAAUCCCAAAUUCUCUAUUCCGCCUCCGCCCUCUACGCCACCACCACAGCCCUCGCCGCCCUCUGGAUCGGCAUCCGUCUACCGCUCCAGCACGAUACUGUGGGACCUUACCGAUAUCAUCGCGCUCUUAAGGCUGGGAGGAGGAUCCCUUGGAGGAGAAUGCCGCGGUUGGUGUGAGGUCCGUCUCUGGUCCAUAGGAGGAUGUAUCGUUUUGAGUUGGCAAGGAAGGGCUCCUUUGUGGGCUGGGAUGGGAUGAGAUGGAUGAAGAGAAGAUGGAACGCGAUGCUCAAUUCUUGUAUCAGUCGCGCGUUGCUU
This is a messenger RNA of Dissoconium aciculare CBS 342.82, 570 nucleotides long. RefSeq lists its product as uncharacterized. The transcript has a single exon. The record is from RefSeq and is a predicted model, not a curated record. The coding region runs from base 235 to 432 and encodes 65 amino acids. Lineage: Eukaryota; Fungi; Ascomycota; Dothideomycetes; Mycosphaerellales; Dissoconiaceae.